This is a messenger RNA of Vigna umbellata (rice bean), 657 nucleotides long. The record is from RefSeq and is a predicted model, not a curated record. Lineage: Eukaryota; Viridiplantae; Streptophyta; Magnoliopsida; Fabales; Fabaceae.
CUGCUGAAGACCGUCAACUACCAAUCAAUUUUGUGGUGUAAGACUGUUAGCUAUUCAGACGGAAUGUUACGGAAACGGAACACUGAUAAUUCGUGGUUGUUGCAUAUGUGGAGUAGAUGGUGGUGUGCCGGUGGUGGAGGAUCGAUUCUGAGGCAAAGGGUGUCUUUUGUUUUUAGUGGAAGCCAUGGUUGUGGGGGAAAGGUUCAGCCUUUUGAUCCUUUGAGGGGUUUUGAAGGGGAAUGUGGUGGAAGGAGAGGAGGGGUGGCGUUUGUGUUGAGGCAGAUGAAGAGCGGUGUCUGUUCCACAGCUUCAGUUUCACACCCUGCUGAUGCUGUCAGUGGGAAUGGGAAUGAGAAUAGUAAUAAUAGUAAUAAUAAUGAUAAUAGUAAGAGUAAUGAUGAUAAUGGGAAUGGAAAAAAAGGGUCUAUGUCCUUCCGUGAGGCUAAGAAGCUAAUGAGAUUGGCGAAUGUGGAAUCGCUAAAGGAGAAGCUUGAAAGGGAGGAGAAGGAGAUUAUUCCCUACUGUGAGCUUCUUGAAGAGUGUAAGAAAAUGGGUGUUGCAAGAGAUGCUGAGGAGGCUGCAACAUUUGCACAUUGUCUUGAUGAUGCUGGGGUUAUUCUCCUCUUCAGAGACAAGGUCUAUCUGCAUCCUGAUAAG